Molecule: messenger RNA, 792 nt
Organism: Lobosporangium transversale
Lineage: Eukaryota; Fungi; Mortierellomycota; Mortierellomycetes; Mortierellales; Mortierellaceae
Product: UbiA prenyltransferase family
Exons: 2
Coding region: 1-792 (263 amino acids)
Biological process (GO): ubiquinone biosynthetic process
Cellular component (GO): mitochondrial inner membrane
Molecular function (GO): 4-hydroxybenzoate polyprenyltransferase activity
Source: RefSeq, a predicted model, not a curated record
AUGGCUUCCUAUGGUGCUAAUCUACCCUGGACAUCGACAUUGUACAUGAUCGGACUCUUUGGAACGGGUGCUAUCAUCAUGCGCGGAGCUGGUUGCACCAUUAACGAUCUUUGGGACCGUAACAUUGACAAGAAAGUCGAACGAACAAGAGUCCGUCCAUUGGCUUCUGGUGCGGUGACACCUAAGCAAGCAAUAGCAUUCUUGGGUCUGCAACUUGGUGUGGGACUUGCCGUGUUGACCCAGCUCAAUAUGUACAGCAUCCUCUUGGGAGCAUCUUCAUUGUCACUCGUGGUUACAUACCCAGCCAUGAAACGUAUCACAUACUGGCCACAGAUGGUAUUAGGCUUGGCCUUUAACUGGGGCGCUCUUCUCGGAUCAUCUGCCAUGUUAGGUACGACCAAUUGGGGGGUCGCUCUUCCACUUUACGCCUCAGGUGUUUGCUGGACCCUCGUAUACGAUACCAUUUAUGCUCAUCAGGAUAAAAAGGACGAUAUCAAGAUCGGAGUCAAAUCAACUGCGCUACGGUUCGGGGAGAAAACUCCCCAGUUCUUGGCUGCGUUCUCCACGGGCAUGAUUUCCAUGUUGGCGCUGGCCGGCUACAUGAAUGACCAGGGGCCUCUAUUCUAUGCACUCUCUGUGGGUGGAGCUGCAACGCAUUUGACAUGGCAACUGAAGACUGUUGACUAUGAGAAUACUGCUGAUUGCUGGAGCAAGUUUGCCAGCAACAAAUGGACUGGUGCUUUGGUGUUCAGCGGUAUUGCUAGUGACUAUUUAUACCAGAUACUGAUCUGA